AUGUCGUCGUCGUCUUCGUUCAGGAACCAUAGGGUUCUCAUCGCGUCGCUUUUCUUGCCCAAUACCAUCGUUCUCGGUACAGACGGGUCAGGAAAGUCGACGCCGGACAAUCUCGCUCCUCGGACGACGUCGAAGGCCAAUGGCGUCUCCUCUGCUGUGAAACCCAAAGAGAUAAACAUGCCAGAGGUUGUCCUGAGGCUUCAGAAUGACAAGACGAAGCCAGCGGUGCUCUCGAGGGCCGCACCAUUAAAGAGUAUUGUAGAGGAUUUGAAGGAUCGAUCGCGGCAUCCUACAGGUGCCCCAACGUCGCCAGUGAACGAGUCCAGUAAUCCAUUCUCUAAAAUAAAUACACCUUCAUCGAUAGCCAAGUCUCCCAGCGCAGGCGACUUGUUGUCGCCAACGAAAGGACCGCCGCUUUCCUAUAGAACUCCAAACCAACGUCGUUUACGCCGUCGCACCUCUUCUCGUUCACUCUCCCGACGAGCAGAUCAAGUUCCGUAUUCUCCUGACCUCGACGGUCCAAAUCCCGAUUUCCAUAUCGAACCUAACGCCCACUGUAAUGGUGGUCUCAAAAAUGCAGUAGACUCGGUAUCAUUCAGUUCAGCCCGACCACAGCUAAGGAAGAAAUUGUGGGUCGGGACCUUGGGCGUGGAGACGGAUAGUUGGAACGACACGCUCCGUCAGCGCACGUCGACGCGUCUUCGAGCUGGAGGUUACGAAAGCGAGGUUGUCUGGGUCGAGGAUGCCGUGUUUGAAGGGUGCUACGACGAAUUUUGCCACCAAGUCCUGUGGCCGGCCCUGCACUACGCCAUUCCUGAUGCGCCGAAGACUACGAUGUUCUACGAGAGCGCCAGUUUCAAGCAAUACGUCAAGGUCAACCAGAAAUUCGCCGAUACGAUCAAGGAAGUCUGGCGGGAAGGCGAUGUGGUCUGGGUGAAUGAUUACCAUCUGAUGCUCCUUCCUGCCAUGCUGCGAGCGGCGGGCGUGACGGGCCCCAUCGGAUUCUUUAUGCAUGUCGCCUUUCCAUCGUCAGAAAUCUUCCGGUGCCUGUCCGUGCGGGAAAAGCUGUUGAAGGGAAUGCUUGGCGCUGAUUUGGUGGGAUUCCAGACGGCAAAUUUCGCGCGCCAUUUCAGGCAGACAUGCUCUCGCAUUCUGGCCGUCGAGGCGCUCCCAAGGGGUAUUCAACUUAUGGCCGAGGAAGAAGGAACUAGUCAGGAAGGUAGAGGGAGGUUCGUCGAUGUCGGAGUGUAUCCUAUGGGCAUCGAUGUCGCGCUUCUGAGGGAGAGAAAGCGCGAACCGGAAGUGUCAGAGUGGAUAGCCGUGCUGAAACAGCGAUAUGCAGGGAUGAAGCUCAUCGUUGGUCGAGACAAGAUGGACGAGAUCCAGGGCGUUAAGCAAAAAAUUCAAGCCUUUGAACUCUUCUUGGAGAAACAUCCCGAGUAUCAAGGCAAAGUUGUUCUCAUCCAGAUUGCGAUACCUUCUAACGCUCCGCGAUCACCGAACACAGCUACGCCCAAUUCGGCCCUUACAGAUCAGAUCUUGACCACGGUAUCUUCCAUCAACUCCCGCUUUUCGACUCUUACGUACCAGCCUAUCGUGUUUUUGCCAACGUCGGACGUUACCUACUCUCAGUACCUUGCUUUGCUCACUUGCGCCGAUGCGUUCAUUGUCACCUCACUUCGGGAGGGGAUGGCCCUUCGAACACACGAAUUCGUCGUCCUCCAAGAGGGAAAAGAACGCGGCAAGGAAGGUGUACUCGUUUUAAGCGAGUUUACCGGCAGUUGGAGCUUCAGAGGCUUUAGGAGCUGUAUCGGCAUUAACCCUUGGGAUAAAACCGGAACGGCUAACGGCAUCUACGAGGCGCUUAACGAUACAUGCGAGAAGGAUAUGACUGAAGGACGGUGUCGUAGGUGGGAGGAGCUUCUCGGCUGGGUUGAAGAGCAGAGCGCGCAGAAAUUCGUCACCGGAUUUCUAGGUCGCUGCUCACGCGCCUGGCAGGAACAUCAACGGGGGACAGAAGGUGGCAAUAGCGGGAGCGUAGAAGUGUUGGAUAAGAGUAAGAUUGGACGUGUUCUUGUGCAAUGGAGGCACUGCUCGAGAAGGCUUGUUCUGGUUGACUUGGAGGGCACGCUGUGGGAUCGGGAGAAGUUUAGGUUCAAGAUGAAGUUCAAGAAGGGCGUAGACGUGCUGGAUCCGGGACUCAAGGUGGCGAUCGAAGUGCUCAGAUACCUGAGCGCCGAUAAGAGGAACGAGGUAUGGGUGCUUAGUGGCUUGACUGUCCAGGGCGCACUCGGUGUCGUAGCCAAAGAGCUACCGGACAUUGGGAUAGUUGCUGAAAAUGGGUGUUUCAUAAAGACGAGGCCACGACGCGGCCAAUCUUCCCAGUGGAUCAACAUGGUUGGGAAUCUGAACAUGACGUGGAAAUCCUCCUGCGUCGAGAUGCUCAAUUAUUUCACUGAACGCACCCCAAACUCGUUCGUUGAAGAGCGCCAGACCUCGGUGGUGUGGCGAUUCUGGACAGGUGAUCCCACCGAAGAAUCUGCUGAUCGUCAGUGGGCUCGAAGACAAGCUGCCGAAGCUCAGAACCACAUCUUCGACAGUCUAGGCGAACGAUAUGGGCUCCGGAUCAUACCCGGUGCGAAUAGCUUCCUCGUUCUUCCGAACAAUAUCUCUCGGUCGACUGCGGUGGGUGCGAUCCUGCAUCCUGGUGGACCUUCACAUGCGCCGCUAUCUGGAAGGUCGGCGUGGACGUCGAAUGAUCUAGCUAUGGCUUCUGGAGACGACCUGGAGUUUGUUCUUGCCGUGAGCGGGGACGAGAAGCUCCUGCGCAGGUUGAACGAGCUGGAUACGGCCGAGACGUGCUCGACAAGCGGCAAAGGCACCGAUGCAAAGUGGCGAGUGGAUCGGUCGCAGGCGGGUGAAUUGUUGACUAUUUUUGCGGCUGUGUAG
This is a messenger RNA of Desarmillaria tabescens, 2949 nucleotides long. Its product is annotated as alpha,alpha-trehalose-phosphate synthase. Gene Ontology annotation, biological process: trehalose biosynthetic process. Bases 1 to 2949 code for a protein of 982 amino acids. The record is from RefSeq and is a predicted model, not a curated record. Gene Ontology annotation, molecular function: trehalose-phosphatase activity. Lineage: Eukaryota; Fungi; Basidiomycota; Agaricomycetes; Agaricales; Physalacriaceae. The transcript is spliced from 6 exons. Gene Ontology annotation, cellular component: cytosol; alpha,alpha-trehalose-phosphate synthase complex (UDP-forming).